This is a messenger RNA of Knipowitschia caucasica, 1122 nucleotides long. The record is from the annotation of a GenBank genome assembly. Lineage: Eukaryota; Metazoa; Chordata; Actinopteri; Gobiiformes; Gobiidae.
AUGAUGAAGCUCAGUGUUGCCGUUGUCUUUCUGGGAAGCCUCAACCUGGUGCUCUCCUCUUCUUGCCCCGCUGUGUGCGAGUGCCCACAUGAGAUGCCAAAGUGCGCACCAGGCGUCAGCGUGGUCCUGGACGGCUGUGGCUGCUGCAAAGUGUGCGCCAGGCAGCUGAACGAGGACUGCAGCUUGACCGAGCCUUGUGACCAUACGAAAGGGCUGGAGUGCAAUUUCGGAGCCAGCUUUGCUCUUGCUACAACCCGUGGCAUAUGUCGAGCCAAGUCAGAGGGCAGACCCUGUGAGUACAACAGCAGGAUGUAUCAGAAUGGAGAAAGCUUCCAGCCCAACUGUAAACACCAGUGCACAUGUAUCGAUGGGGCAGUGGGAUGUGUCCCACUGUGCCCACAGGAACUUUCUCUGCCCAAUCUGGGCUGUGCCAACCCAAGACUGGUGAAGGUGCCAGGCCAGUGCUGCGAGGAGUGGGUGUGUGACGACACCAAAGAGAUCGAUAUCCUGGAGAAGAUCUUUGGCAAAGACCUUCUGAAUGAAGAGCUGGAGAAAGAUCUCACCAACAGAAAUGAGUUCAUUGCAUUUGUCACGGGUGGACUAAAGUCUCUUCCAGCAUACAGACAACAGCCUGAGGUGCAGAUGUUUGACAACCAUAAGUGUAUUGUCCAAACCACACCUUGGUCUCAGUGCUCCAAGAGCUGUGGAACAGGCAUCUCUACCAGAGUCACCAACAACAACAGUGAAUGCAAACUGGUCAAAGAAACAAGGAUUUGUGAAGUGCGUCCAUGCACCCAGUCACCUUACUCCAGCCUCAAGAAAGGCAAAAAGUGCAGUAGAACAAAGAAGUCCAGUCAGCCACUGAAAUUCACAUAUGCCGGCUGCUCAAGCAUCAAGAAGUACAGGCCCAAGUACUGUGGAGCCUGUGUGGAUGGCAGGUGCUGCACCCCCCAUGACACCAGAACCAUCCGAGUCAAGUUUCGCUGCGAAGAUGGUGAGACCUUCAACAAGAACAUCAUGAUGAUCGAGUCCUGCAAGUGCACUUACAACUGUCCCCAUGCCAACGAAGCCUCAUACCCCUUUUACCGCCUCUCCAACGACAUCCACAAGUUCAGAGACUGA